Anas platyrhynchos (mallard) is the source of this 2487-nucleotide messenger RNA. RefSeq names its product homeobox protein CDX-1. Gene Ontology annotation, molecular function: DNA-binding transcription factor activity, RNA polymerase II-specific; RNA polymerase II transcription regulatory region sequence-specific DNA binding. Lineage: Eukaryota; Metazoa; Chordata; Aves; Anseriformes; Anatidae. Gene Ontology annotation, biological process: animal organ morphogenesis; anterior/posterior axis specification; cell differentiation. Gene Ontology annotation, cellular component: nucleus. The record is from RefSeq and is a predicted model, not a curated record.
ACCUUAGUAAACUGUUACCACCAGCACCUGGUAAAACCAUUGUUAAUCAUGUGUAGUAAAGGGACAUCAGGGCUAGCAUGAGUCAUUUAUAGAGCCAGUCAGGGCUAGAAAAGACAGAAAGAAAGAGGAGGGGAAGAGAGAUCAAACAAACCCUGUGAGGAGCAGGAUGUCCCAGCAAGACAAAGCCAGGCUGUGAGCAUCAUGUAUGUGAGUUAUCUUUUGGAUAAAGAAACCAGCAUGUAUCCAGGACCUGCAAGGUGCAGCAACAACAACCUGCCAGUGCAAAACUUCGCGUCCGCUCCCCCCUACUCAGACUACAUGGGCUAUCACCAUGUGCCAGCCCUGGACAACCACGGACAGCCUGCGGGAACCUGGGGAUCCCACUAUGGCCCACAGAGGGAGGACUGGAACGCUUAUGGCCCAGGACCUUCCAGCACCGUGGCUGCUGCACAGAUCAAUGGCUCGUCUCCUGGGCAGGUCUCCUACAGCUCUGCUGAUUACAGCUCCCUCCAUCCUGCUGGAUCCGGGGGGUUACCUCCUGUAGAUACAAUUAAUGCACAGCAAAUCUCUCCCAACAGCCAAAGGCACAGCUCUUAUGAAUGGAUGAGGAAAACAGUACAAUCUACUUCUACAGGUAAAACAAGAACGAGAGAGAAGUACCGAGUGGUUUACACUGAUCAUCAGAGAUUAGAAUUAGAGAAGGAAUUUCAUUACAACAGAUACAUUACAAUCAGGAGGAAGUCUGAACUUGCUGCAAACCUAAGACUUUCCGAGAGACAGGUGAAAAUCUGGUUCCAGAAUCGCAGAGCCAAAGAAAGAAAAUUAAUGAAGAAGAAAAUGACUCAUUUUGACGGCAGCAAUCUUGGCUCUAUGCAGAGUGACUCUGGCUCAGUGAGCCCAAUGCCAGCUCCUGACCAACAGACUCGUUCCGAAAUGUCCGGUUCUUUAUUUCCACCUCCACCUCCUCCACCUCCGCUUCCAAUGAGUGGCUUGCAGCACAGCGGGAACCUGCAGCAGGUAGUGGCCUCUCAGUAAGGCUGCCUGAAGAGCCACUGCUUAAGGAACGCUAUAAACUACCAGUACACGUAGCACUACGGUAUGAGAGAGAGAGGACAUCUGGUGCUGUUUUGCAGGAGUCCCCAGCAUGACGGUUCUGUGCACAUAAACUUCAAGUUUAGUAAAUCAAGAGUCACUUGCCAGGUCUGCAGGAUAGUGCGAGUUCCCAAAGGCAAUGGAGCUGCUGUGUGCCAGGAGGCCCAGCUGCAGAGAGCCUCUGCGGGAGGAUGCCGUGCUGCCCGUGGCACAAGGCAAGCCUCCCUCCAGCCACGCAGCAGGGGGGUAGGCACUGGGAGGGAAGAGAGCUGAGGGCUAGGCACGGCCAUCUGUUACCUUAUGCUGCAGAUGAAAAAAAGGCACAAACCAGACCUCAAGCAAUAGGACGUUGCUGGGGCAUUAACGGUGGCUUAACGCAAGUGCUCUGUGCCUCGCCCCUAGGCAAGGAGUAUAUUCCUUCUUCAAUCUCCACGCAGGUUCCAGGUGCCAGUCUCACUUUCAUGGACUCUACAGGUGGAUCUUGAUAAGCAGAAACCUGGCUUAAAUGUUUUGAGCCACCUGAUGGAAAGCCUGGGUUGUUGGCUACAUUCAGCUCUGUUUUAAGUGCAAAAGUCGAGGAUGAGCUUUUGGGAAUUUUUUGGUUUUGACAGGUAUGAUUUCCAAUGCUCCAUAUGCUGGUAUAAACAUGCACUCAGCCUUACCAUAAAUGUUUCGAAAACAUUCUGGAAACGUGAAUCUUGCCCUAAGUUAAUUUUUGUUAGAACAAAAAUCAGGUUGAACUCAUUCUGCAUCCUAUAUAAAUAGUAAAGGGGUGGGGGGAAUCCUCUUUAAAAUUGUAGGUAUUUAAAAGAGUGAUUUCUUUUUAUUAGCCAGCAUAACCCAUGGAUAGAGAUGCAAUAAUUGCGCUCAACUGAUUUUACAUUUGGACUGCUUUUCAGAACUCUUGUGACAUUAAAAAACUCUGAAAAGCUACAUUAACAGAAGGUAAAAAUAUUUUACCUGAAUACAUGCUCUUGCCAAUUUCUAGGUGGCACCUAACACUCAGCUCCUAAACCGUCAUCUGAGGAUCAAAAUAGGAGGUCUCAAUUCCCAAAGUGAUGAUCUUCCCUAUAAUAAGCAGAAAGUGGAAGAUAAUCGCCACUUAAAAAUAAUCCAGAUACCUACUUCCUGAGCUGACUACCAAUUGCAUGUUCGUAUCUUUUGGCUCCAAAGGGAACAUCUUUACAGCACCCAGGUAAUUUGGAAACUCAUACUCCCCUUUGUCAAAAGGGAUUCAGAAAUCUAGGAUGCCUACCCUCACAAAUUUCCAGCAAGGUGUCCUACUAAAUAUCUCCAACACUGUUGCAAAUAAGACUUAGAAGCAUUAAGUCAUUUAGGCACUACAUUCUUUUUGUUUUUGUGUUGUUGUUUUCUUAAUUAUAACAAAUAGUACUA